AUGUUCUAUGAAAAUGAAAUAUUUAUAUUACAUAUAAUAACAACUCAUGAUGCAACAAUUGAUCUUUAUUGGUCAUCACCAUCUUCUAAAUUUGAUCUCACAAUAAUGGAAAUCAAUUUAACAUCAAGUUCAUCGUCACAUUAUUUAUGGUACCUACAAACAAAAAAUAUUGAAAAUCUUUUACCAAUUGUUCAACAUGAUGAAAUACAAAGAUUUCAUGAAGGCAUAGUACUUAUAUCAAAAGAUGAUCUAUACAGCUAUUCAAGUGCUUUAUCAAACACUAAAGUUGGUAUCAAUGGAUUUGUAUUAGAUGUUUUUGUGUACUCAAAAACUGCUGAACGUAUUGUUGAAUCAACUGGUGUAUUACCAAUACUUGUCAAAUAUCAAUCAUAUUUACAUGCCGGUGCUAAAAAAGCUACAUCAUAUACAACAAAUUGUUUAUCACCACUUGCUAAAGUGGUUCAUAAAAAAUUUGGUACUAUUGAAGUUGUUGAUGGAUCAUCAAAUAAAAAUUGGUGUGAUGGACUUGGAGCUACACAAAAUAUCAUUUCAUCAUCGACUGGUGAUGCUAAAGCUAUAUGA
Messenger RNA from Rotaria sordida, 582 nucleotides. The record is from the annotation of a GenBank genome assembly. NCBI's taxonomy places the organism in Eukaryota, Metazoa, Rotifera, Eurotatoria, Philodinida, Philodinidae.